AGUGGUGCAUUUGGCACAGUACACAGAGCAGUAGAAAAGUUAACAAACAGAACCUGGGCAGCUAAGUUCACAAAAUGUGACGAUGCAUCCAAGGAUUUGAUAAAGCGUGAGAUAGAUGUGAUGAAUAGUCUCCAUCAUCCCAGAAUAUUACAGCUACAUGAGGCUUUUGAAACAACUAAUGAGAUGGUCCUUAUUGUAGAAUUUGUAUCAGGUGAGAAUCUACUUGGGAGACUCACCAGAGAAGACUACCAGCUCACUGAGGUGGACUGUAUUCACAAUAUCAGGCAGGUCUGCCAGGCGUUAGAGCACAUGCACAACAAUAAUGUCAUUCACCUGGAUCUAAAGCUUGAAAACAUUCUAUGUGUGACAAAGCAUAGCAAGGAAGUAAAGCUGACAGACUUUGGCCUGGCACAGUACGUCGAUCCACGCAGGAAGGUGAAGGCUCUCUGGGACACCGCAGAGUACUGCGCUCCAGAGAUCAUCGAUCAUGAGCCUGUCAGUUUCUGCACUGAUAUGUGGUCCCUGGGUGUGCUCACCUAUGUGUUAUUGAGUGGCUCCUCCCCAUUCAGUGCUGACUCUCAGCAAGAGAUAUAUGAGAAGAUCCAGAGUGGCAGAGUAGACUUUGAUGAUGAGUGUUGGUCCAGUGUAUCUGAAGAGUGUGUGGACUUUAUUGAAUCACUACUUGUUGUGGACAAGAAGAAACGCAUGACUGUAAAAGAGGCACUGUGUCACCCUUGGUUAAAUGGGGAGGUUGAUGGCAGACUGACAGAACAGGUUCUUACUACCAGCAAACACAAGCAACUGUACACAACAAGGACAGGCAAGGACUCUGAUAGGUCAGUGCUAGCCAUAGGGGACCAUGUCCGUUCCAGUUCCAUUAUCAGGCAACUCUCUAAUGUUGGCACUUUCGAAAGAGAAUUAAGUAUGGAACUAGCAGAUCAGGCCCCCAGUUUCCAGAGAAUUUUGCAAGAUGUACAGGCAUUUGAGGGGGCAUCAGCCAGGUUUCGCUGCAAGGCACAGGGGCAGCCUCGGCCCACAGCCACAUGGUACAAAGAUGGGGUGCAGCUAGAGGCAGGAGAAAAGUAUGCUAUAUCAAGCCAUGAAGGAACCCUCACUCUCUAUGUACAUGACUUGACAGGACAUGAUGCAGGCCAGUACACAUGUCAAAUCUCCAAUGAUCUGGGCAGUUGUAGCACAACAGGAGAUCUCAUAGUGCAAGGUGCUGGAGCGAUGAGACGUAAGAGAGAAUCAGAAGAUCACUGGGAGAAGAGCAAGAUAAAACUUCAGAAAUAUGAUGUCCCAGAUCUACCAUUUGAAUACACAGGGACAGCACCAGUGUUUAACCUCCCCCUAAUGGGACAGACUGUAAAGGCAGGCCGUAACACUGAGUUCACAGUUUGUGUGACAUGUACACCUGAGGCUGAACUAACCUGGUUCCAUAAUGGCUCCAAGAUUGAGGUCAAUGACAAAUAUGGUUUGGAGGAUGUAUCUGGGGUUCACACAUUAUACAUCAAGGGCACAAGUGCAGAAGACGCAGGAGAAUACAGUUGUCUUGGUCAGAACUCUUACGGCCAGGCCACCACCAGUGGUGUGCUUACUAUAAUAGAGGAAGUAGCAGAUCACCAUAUACACCCUGAGUUCAGCACUAGGUUACAUCGGAUGCACAUCUCAGAGGGUCAAGAGGCAAGAUUUGAAUGCCACAUCUCUGGGGAACCAACCCCAGUUGUGCACUGGUACAAAGAUCGCAAGCUAAUACACGAUGGUCAUCAUUAUAACAUAUCUUUUGAUGCUGAUACACAGUGCCACCUAUUGGUCAUUGAGGAAGCGAUGUAUGAGGAUAAUGGCUGGUUUAUGUGCCGUGCAUCAAAUGAGGCGGGCACGGAAAGUUCCGAAGCUAGGCUAACAGUAGAUUUCCCAGGUUCUGAAUGGACUGAAAGAUUCUACAGCAGGAGAUGCUCUGAUACAACUUCUCAAAGUAGCUUAGAUAGGAUCAGCUUCAGCAAUCAUAGCAGGUCUCAGUUUCACUAUGCCACCUGUCCCACCUUCACAACCAAACUACGGAGCAAGCGCGUUGAGGUUGGGAUGAGCGUGACAUUGAGUUGUUCAGCAACUGGAACACCGAUGCCAUCUAUUCGGUGGUUCAAGGAUGGUGAAAUGAUUACUACUGGAGGAAGAUUUAUUGUAAAGAACAAGUAUGGCCUGUUGUCACUAGAGAUCAGCCCAGUGAAGAAGGUAGAUACAGGCCACUAUACUGUCACUGCACACAAUAGUGAGGGAGAAGCCACAUGUACAGCUGAAAUAGAUGUUGAUGACAGCAAAGUUGUUGAUGAAUGUGACUAUGAAAGACCAGAGUUCCUAUCCAGGAUACGUCAUACUAUCGCAGAUGAGGGCACCCGGGCUGUCUUUGAGUGCCAAGUUAUUGGACACCCAAUGCCUGAUUUUACAUGGCAAAGGGAUACUUUUGAACUCUUUCCUGAUGAGAAUUUACAAAUGACCUCUAAUCCCCGUGGUUACGCCAAACUUGUUGUACGUGAGUGUGCUAGUACUGAUGCCGGCAUGUACUCUUGUAUUGCUCAUAGUAUUGCAGGUCGGACAAAAUGUUCAGCAUCCCUUAGAGUUCUUGAGAAAUCAGGCUACACAGGUAAAGGAAUGGUAAUGAAAGGCAAUCGGGAAUCUCUAAGCUUUUCCAGACGUCCUCUGGACUCCAGCUAUUCUAGUCACUCUUACAGUAAUAGAUCCCAUGAAUCCACCCCCGAGCGAAAUGACACCACAGCACGAACCCACAGAUCCACUGAAUCUUCCCCCGAGCAUAUGGACGUCACAAGACCAUUACGGGAAAUACAACACAGCAAUCUCAGUCAUCAAAACUAUGAAAUGAAAUCUGAAUCACAAAAACCUACUGCGCCAAUGUUUGCUCAAAUGUUACCAGAGACUUUCGAGGCUAAGGAAGGAGAGAAUGUUAUGCUUAGUGUUCGUAUACAUGGUGACCCACUUCCUUCAGGUAAUGCUUAUAACCAGUGGUUGACAUUCCCUAGUCAAUCUAGCCCUGGGUCUAGUAUAAGGAACCCCCUCCCAAGACAGGUGUAUGCAAUUGAGGGCCAGGCGCUACUUCUAAGUGUAAGGGUCCUUGGGGGACCUUAUCACAAAGUAACAUGGCAUAAAGGUGCUAGAGAUCUACAAUUUAGCAGUAGGCACAGAAUUUUUCAUGAAGGUGACACCCACCGCCUGCAGAUAGAUGAAUGCCUAGUUACCGAUGCUGGGCAAUAUACUGCCAUGGCAACAGGACCAGAUGGUGACCAGCAGGAAACUACUGCCCAUGUACAUAUCACUGCCCAUCCUGCACACUCACAAGAUGAGAUAUUGUAUGUUCCACAUCUGAAUGGCGAUACAGGAGACCAUGAUCAUGUGCAUCAACACUCACUUGAUCAUCAAUCACCAACAUUUGUGACAGAAUUACCAAAAAAUGUUCAGAUAUU
Owenia fusiformis is the source of this 3476-nucleotide messenger RNA. The record is from the annotation of a GenBank genome assembly. Lineage: Eukaryota; Metazoa; Annelida; Polychaeta; Sabellida; Oweniidae.